UCUAUUUAAAGCUAGCAACAACACUCGCCCACGCACAAGCCUUUGUGUGUUGCAGAAUUUCAGCAAUCCCAUUCACCAUUCGAUCUCAAUAGCAGUGACACACCAUGCAUCAUACACAACACUUCUAAAAAAUCGAAUUAAUGAGACAUAUCAGAGAAACAGUCAUGAUAGCGAAAAAUGGCGGCGCGAAUCAUGGUGUAAGCAGCUGGCUGUGCAACGUCACUAUACCGCAUGAACUGCAGGCUCCUCAGUUGGGCGGAGGCAGCGGCGGCGAAAGCACGUGCCGAACGGGCUCCUGGACGCUGGGCGAUCUUCGGUUUUUAAUUUAGCUUUUCUAAGAUGUGGAGACGAGUUGGUAGGUGCCACACACUUGAUUUCGCAAAAUAAGAGAUACCUGUGCACAACUGCCCUUGCCUACAUUGAAGGAGGAAAAAGGGUAUUAAUUAGAAAAAUUGAGGCAUAGAGGACAUUGAUGGUGUGCUUCAUUGACCUCCUUACCAACAAAGAUGCCUAAGGGGUACUCUGAAGAAGAUUUCAUCUUCGCCAAACUUUUCAAAGGCGUAAAUGAAGUAGGCCAAUCGGUCAUGUGUCAACUUGCAAAGGGUAUAUACAGUCUUCCUUUAACAGAUGCAAAUAAUGGGCAUAUGCCCCUGAAAAACUAUUGUGAGACUAAGAGUAUAACCAUAAAUUUGAAUUUCUUUCCAAAUUUGAUGGAGACUGAUAUCACUAAGAAAUCAUUUGAUAUAUCAGCAGCAUACAUAAUUGUGAGAGAUAUCUGUGUAGAUUUUUAUGAGACUUUAAGUGAACAAUGUAAAACGAGUGUGAAAGAUUUAGUAGGAAUGAGGAAUGAAAUUUGUCAUAAAUAUGGGUGCACAGAGGAAGACAUGAAAAGAGAACUUAAUCUGUUAAAAACUAUCAUCAGAAUCAUACAUGAAGAAACUGGAAAACAGUUGGGAAAUAGUUUUAACAUUGAUAUAUCAUUGGCAGAAAAACAUAUUGAUAGCAUUAUAAAUGCAAAAUUACAGGACAACAGCUCUGGUAUUACUCAGAAUGAUAUUGAUAAUUUUAAGGAAAGUCUCCAAUUUAAAAUGAUAUCCCAGGGUCGCACCAAACUUGAUGGCUGCUAUAGUAAGUUGACAGUUCUCAAUCCAUGCACUUGGCUGGGUGAAAUUGACUAUAAAAUCCUCAGUAAGGACUUUGAUCAUACAAAACGUUCAAAGAUUGACAAGUUUAAAGUUGACAAGAUUUACACAACACUGAAAAUUGCAGACAACAGAAGCAAUCUUGAUGUGGAAGACCUGUUAAUUACCACAGUCAGGAAAAAAAGAAAAGAAUAUCUGCCAAAAGUUUUGUUGUUAGAAGGUCAGGCAGGAUGUGGCAAAACAUCUUUGUGUCGUUUCCUCAUUCAUGAAUGGUGUAAGACACUAGACCCCAAGAAUGCCUCAGCCAUUAAGGGCCUGGCAAAGUAUGAUCUGGUUAUUCUUGUUGAGUUGAGAAGGACUCAGUCAGUCACUUUUGAAGAAUUUCUCAGACAUGAUUUGCUGUAUAAAGUAUGUAGGGAUUUCAAGGAUGAAGAUUUUCGGUACUUACUGGAUGAGCUUACUUUGCUAAUUGUUAUUGAUGGUUUUGAUGAAAGAAAGGAUGAUAAAUUAACAAAGGAUAUCUUCCAAACAUGCAAAAAUAAACGCAUUAUUCUUUCAACAAGAACAAAAUGCCUUGAUAAUGCCAAAAGCCUUGCCAGGGGAGAGAUGAUUGAGUUUUUAUCAAUCAGCAUUUGUGGCUUUGACUACCCUGGACUGAAAGAAUUCUCAGAGAAAGUAUUUCAGGCCAUUGAAGAUAAUCCAGAAAAACGAAAACAAGAGCUACAAGAAUUCCAGAGACUGAUUGAUGAAAAGAAACAUAUUGUGAAAGCAAGGCAGCACCUAGAAGACUAUCAACUUCCACUCACCAUUGCUUUUAUCAUAAUCCUUUGGAGAGACAAUCCAGAAGUUAUAAAUCAGAUCAGUACAUCAACACGCUUAUAUCUGGAAAUAUUUAAAUUGUUUCAGAAGAAGCUAAAAGAACGUCUGUGCAAGCUUGGAAAAAACAAAAAACUUGAUGGAAAGUUAAAUGCCUUGUUAUUACUUCUUGGUGAUGUUGCAUGGAAGAUGCUAAAGGAAGGAAAUUAUUUAUUAACUGAUAACCUGUAUGAAUAUAUUAAAACAGAAUGUAAAAAGCGGUCAGUGGAUUAUAUGGAGCUUUUGUCUGCCUUUCUGAUGUGUGAAACCAAUUACAAUUCUGAUGUUGAUGACCUUGUCUUUAUGUUCUUACAUAAGACACAGAUGGAAUAUCUUGCUGCUGUAUACCUAAGUCAUCAAAUACUGAAGAAGAAUGAGACAGCGAAACAAAUUUUCUCCCAAGCACAAGACUGUCAAGAAGUCCUUUUGUAUCUGACUGGUCAUUUGGCAAUUCAUGAGCAAUUGGAUAAAGAUAUCAUAAAUACCAUUGUUGGUAGUUUCAAGUACAAAACAGAUGAUUUUACAUUCUGGUGGGAAUUCUAUUCAGAGAGCCUCUAUAAUGAAGAAAUUGGAAGACUGAUUGUUAAAAAACAGUUACAAAGAGAAAAAUGGAUCCUCAGUGAUGAACAUAUUAUCUGUGGGCUUAGGUUCAUGAGCAAUGACUUGACAAGAAAACUGAAAGAUAUUGAGGUGGAUAUUGAGCAAGAACCUGAUGAUAUCCCACAGAUCCUGGAGGCAAUGAAUGACAUAAUGGAACCUAAGGGAUACAUCAAAUUAAAAUUUCAUAAGCAUUAUAAUCUAGUGAACAGUGGUACCUCUGACAAAUAUCUAAUGGCCCUGAAGCCCUGGGGAAAUCUAACACACUUUGUAGGCAGCCUAUGCAAAGAAGGAUGCCAGGUUCUUCCUAAUUUCGGAAACCUAGUCAAUAUCAGCGUGAAGUUGUCUGAGCCCGAAGCUGUACAAUCACUGAGUUGCUCUUUGAAGAAACUGAAAAAAAUACGGAAUUUACGAGUCAGACUUCCCUUGCCUCCUGGUUGUCAUUUACCAGACUCUGUUGACCUGUAUCCCUGUGAUUCUUUAGAAGUGUGGCUGCCUAGCAUGAGUGAUGAGAACAAGGAAUGGAUGGUGAAGGAAGUCCUCAACAAAGUAGCAGCAGA
Molecule: messenger RNA, 3154 nt
Organism: Penaeus vannamei (Pacific white shrimp)
Lineage: Eukaryota; Metazoa; Arthropoda; Malacostraca; Decapoda; Penaeidae
Source: RefSeq, a predicted model, not a curated record